UUCUCUCUCACCACUUCACCAGGCAGCAUGAGGAAGCAAAAUUGAAAAUUUUCAAGUGAUAUUCAGACAACAGACAUGAGAAACCAUUGUCUGAGCCUUUGAGGGCUUGUCCAUGAAUUAAACGAGGGCUUCCUAAUGCUAUUCAAAACCACGCCUAUACUUCAUUUUGGGAACGAAAGUAUUGACAAAACCCAACCUUAUCUCCUUGAGAAACCCCUUCUUCGACAGACCUCGAGUCCUCGACCCUCUCCCUCUCUCUUCUUCGACACAACUCUCCCUCCCUCUUCUUGAGAAGCCCCAACCUUAUCUGCUCCACAAACCCCGACUUAUCUUUUCUCUGACAAGCUCCAACAAAAGCUCUCCCUCUUCGACAAACCCCGACCAAAACCAUCUCUGCCUCUAGCUAGGUACGUUAUUCGAUUUGGGAAAUAAGGAAGGGAAGAAAACUUAAUGGGUAGCCUCUGGGAAGUCUCAGAGCACCAAAGAGAGAGAAAGAGAGCGAUUUUUCAUUUCUAGGGUUUACUCUGCGCGAUCAAUCCGAGUUCCAAAGAUGCAGAAGCUAGGGUUUCCGAGCAUGAAGAGCUUGGAUUAGUUCAAGUCCCUUUCCAAAUCGGUCUCAGGAGGACCUCCGAAGACCUUCGCCUACACUUCACAUCCGCCGGAGUCGACCUUGUUGGGAAGCAUGGCGAAUUUGAAGCUCACCGCAGAGAAAUUGGUGAAGGAGAAAGCUUCUGUGAAAACAGAUUUGGAAAUGGCGGUGAAGUGGGGAUGUGAUUUGCAGAGUGAGCAUGAGCGUUAUUUAACUGAAGAGGCAUUUAGUGGAUGCCCAGUAAUUGUCAGGGACUAUCCAAAGGAGAUAAAAGCAUUCUAUAUGCGGCAAAAUGAUGAUGGGAAGACUGUGGUAGCUAUGGAUAUGUUGGUUCCCCGGGUGAUAAGGAGAAAUCAUUUCAUGUGUCCUCUGAAUAGUUUCUUGUUAGAGAGCUUAUCGGUGGAAGCCAGAGAGAAGAGAGGCUUGAAUAUUUUAGAAAACUGGUUGGAUGAAUUAAAGGCUGAAUAAGGAGGCAUACUGGCGGAAAGUGUACACAAAUAUAAAGGAAGAGGACAUGGCAUAUUGAAGUAAUGCUCGGGGAAGAGACGGAUAGUGGGCUCGAGAUUGCUGUCUAUUUUGUACCUUUAUGCAGUCUGCAAAUCUAGAGGAGUUCGAAGAAGAAUUUAAGGGUAUUAACCAAGAAGAGCAGAUCUGCAGACUUCACAAAAUGCUCGCUCCUUAUCUUCUUUCAAGUAUAAAUGUAAAGCUCUAUUAAGCAUAUGUAAAUGUGCACUGUUUCAGAGUAUGUAAAUGUUCAACGUUUCUUAAGACUGAAUGUGAAAUUUAGCAAGCAAACAAACCCGCAGCAUUGCGCGGGCUAUCUCGCUAGUAAUAGCUAUUUAUUAUGAGAAAAUUACUGUUUGUUUGGUCAA
Molecule: messenger RNA, 1461 nt
Organism: Rosa chinensis
Lineage: Eukaryota; Viridiplantae; Streptophyta; Magnoliopsida; Rosales; Rosaceae
Product: asparagine--tRNA ligase, chloroplastic/mitochondrial
Exons: 7
Coding region: 683-1057 (124 amino acids)
Biological process (GO): asparaginyl-tRNA aminoacylation
Cellular component (GO): mitochondrion
Molecular function (GO): asparagine-tRNA ligase activity
Source: RefSeq, a predicted model, not a curated record